AUGUCAACCUCGAUAUACAACCCAUCACAGGAUUCGAGCCGAAGCUCGACGAGAUCCCGUCACCAUCGCUCAUCAAUAUCUUUGCAUUCGAAACCUGGUCUCGGUCUCAUCAAAACCAUCUCGAGGGACUUCGUUCACGGGUGGCAUGCACCUACCACUUUGCAAAAAGAACCCACCAGCCCACCACCCUCUGCUGCUGUGUCUCAACCAUAUAAGCCCAGAUAUGCUGCGCGCGACGCGAUGAAGGGGUUUGCUCCGGUGGCAUCUCGCGAAACACAUGAUGCUGGAACAUGUACGAACUCAUAUUCUAGCGAGCAUAGUAAAGACCCAUCUCGUCCUCGACAAGACUCGCUCGCACCUAUCUCUCCUAUCACCUCCGAUGCUACCAAACCUCUCGCCUACGUAGAAGCAGGACUAAUCCCCGACCACUCCUUCGAUACCUGGACCGCAGCUUGGGAUUCUGCCUACGAGCGACGAGUAAAAUCAACUCAUUACUGUGCUUCUCCAACAUCCCCAACUUCUCCUCAAACCUUAAGCUCUGCCUCAUCAAUGGCAGCAACAGAAAAGAGGAAACGCCCAAGCAACACUCGUCCACCGCUUACAGGCCGUCUCUCUCUAACAGAUGCAGAUGUCAAACGAUUUGUAUUCGGGGACAGAGAAGAUAGAAAACGGGGCUAUGAGUCUCCGGAGUCGUUUCUGGUGCCUAGACGUGAUAGUGAGGUGCCGAGUUUGGUGCUUUCGGAGGGGUCAAGUAGGGAUAGUGGGUUAGAGGAUCUGGAAGAGGAAGAGGAGAGUGAUGAGGAAGUGAAAGCUGUAGUGGAUAGAAAGGCGAGCGGGGACCGCGGUUUGAGGAUGAGUAAAACAGCACUAAAGGAGAAGAGACACGGGAGGGUUUUUGUUGCACCUGUAGUUGAAGAGCCGGAGGUUUGGAUGAAGAUGAUCAACACCAUACUAUUUGCGUCCAUGAGAUUCUUGCCGCUGGACAAGGCCGAUGACUCAUUGUCUGAAAGCGAAUUAGUGAACGUACAGGUUAUCAGAUCGAACCUCAAGGCUGUGCCAACAGAAAGUGGGAAAGAUGAUCAGGUGGAGUAUCCAACCGAGCCACGAGAGAAGUGUGAACUCGUCGAAUCAGCAUGUUUGAAGAGAUACCCUGCAGAGCAAGGCAGGAACGAGCGACUGCUGGACUUCUGGACCGAGUUUGAAGCAAACUACGAGCUCACAUCAGUCGAGGGACAUCCUCUCGUUCCUCAUGGCGAACCAUUCCAAUUCGACGCCGGCAACAAGUUGAGUGAGGUCUUGAACUUCAUCUUGAAUAUCCAAGACAACGAGUACAACGACUGGUUCGGUCGGAACCUGCCUCGACAGGCUACAUAG
Molecule: messenger RNA, 1374 nt
Organism: Aureobasidium melanogenum CBS 110374
Lineage: Eukaryota; Fungi; Ascomycota; Dothideomycetes; Dothideales; Saccotheciaceae
Exons: 6
Coding region: 1-1374 (457 amino acids)
Source: RefSeq, a predicted model, not a curated record